Rotaria sordida is the source of this 825-nucleotide messenger RNA. NCBI's taxonomy places the organism in Eukaryota, Metazoa, Rotifera, Eurotatoria, Philodinida, Philodinidae. The record is from the annotation of a GenBank genome assembly.
AUGACAUUAUCAUCUGAUGAACAAACAUUAUUUUGUUCGGGUGUUGAUUCAGUUAUUGUUCGUAUUGAACUUGUAUCACCAAAAUCAUCAUCAUCAUCAUCAUCAUCAACAACAACAACAGCAGCAGCAGCAAAUGAUUCAACAAAACAAUGGAUUAAAACAAUAUCAAUUCAUUCUCAUACACAUGAUGUUCGUUCAUUAACAUUAAUUCCAUCACGUUUUGCAACAAUACGUAAAAAAGAAAAUAAAUUAAGUAAUAAAUUAAUGUUAAUAUCCGGUGGACUUGAUGCACGUUUACUUGUUCAUGAUAUAAUUCGUGAUAAUUCUAAACCACCUAUUUUAUGGCGAAAAUGUUUUAAUUUUACUCAACAUCAAAAUAAAAUUCAUCAAAAAGGAAAUUAUUUUCUAUUUACAUAUCGAGAUUAUAUUGAAUUAUGGUCAUUAGGAAAAGAAGGUGGUAUAAAUGAAUAUGGUGAAGAUAUACUUGAACGUGCACCAAAAAACCUUGUUCAAAUUAAAACAAAACAUCAAGCUAGAAUUGAUACUGUUGCUAUGAAAAUUAAAAAAAUCAAAGAUGAAGAACAAAUUAUUAUUGCUAUGGGAGAUACUAUUGGUUUACAUGUUUAUGUUAUUCAAGGUCUUGAUCCUCAAUCUCAAUUGAGUGUAACACCAAUAAAAACAUAUACUAAUGAACAAGAUGUUGAACAAACAUUUUCUUCAAUAACAAAUAUAAUUCAAUUACAUUUUAAUUCAUCAACAUUAUUUGCUUUAACAUCUUGUAGUCAAUUAUAUUGUUUUUCAUUAUCAUCAUAUAAACUUAAUCAU